UUACGAUUGGCAAUCGACACAAGUACAACUACGUGGCUGCCGCUGUUUGGAAAAUAGACGUCAAAUUCCACACAAGACAGCGAAAAAAUCGAGUUAAACAAAGACGCCAGAAUGCAAGAAACGAUUGCUAAAGUACUGCUAGCCUUAUGUGGCCUAUUACUGCUAUCAAGAGGCAGCCAGGCCUUUAUCGUCAGUGUUGAUGCACACAACGAGGAAUGUUUCUUCGAGAAUAUCGAAGGUGGCACGAAAUUCGGCGUCACAUUCGAGGUGAUCGAAGGCGGCUUUCUGGAUGUGGACAUCAAAGUAACCGGACCCGAUCAGCACAUUAUGCACGAAAGCGAAAAGGAAUCGUCGGGUAAAUACACGUUCGUUGCGCCCACUAAGGGCGUGUACACCGUGUGCUUCAACAACGAGCGCAGCAGCAUGACACCCAAGCUGGUCAUGUUCUCCAUUGAGAUGGGCGACUCACCGCAGCGCUUGCCCGGCGCACCCGGCGAGGAGGAAGUGGGCCACACCAAACUAGAGGACAUGAUCCGUGAGCUCUCCGGCACGCUGACCAGCGUCAAGCACGAGCAGGAGUACAUGCACGUGCGCGACAAAAUCCAUCGGUCCGUCAAUGAGAGCACCAACUCGCGUGUUGUCUUGUGGUCCACCUUUGAGGCCUUGGUCCUAGUCCUGAUGACAGUCGGCCAGGUGUAUUACCUGAAGCGCUUCUUCGAGGUCAAGCGCGUGGUGUAAUGCCAUCUACUCCUCCUCGUCCCCGUUUGUGCGUGCGUGCGUGUACAGAGCGAAUGUGUUGCAGUCUCAGCCUAAUUUUAAUACAAUUAAUUAAAUACUUUUUUUCGUAAAAAACAGUAAGCAACAUGCUAA
This is a messenger RNA of Drosophila arizonae, 870 nucleotides long. RefSeq names its product transmembrane p24 trafficking protein CHOp24 (gene CHOp24). The record is from RefSeq and is a predicted model, not a curated record. NCBI's taxonomy places the organism in Eukaryota, Metazoa, Arthropoda, Insecta, Diptera, Drosophilidae.